CUCAGGGUUCCAGUUCUGCCCCUUGACUCCAUGCUAGUAUGUGAUGUGCGUUGACGGCCGAGUGCCCUUCUCUAGAACCAAAGUUGUUGAGCAGCAUGGCACACCAUUUAAGGAAAUGAACCCACAAGCCCUGUGAGAUUUUGGUACAGCAAGGCUUCUACACGCAACAAAGUGACAGAGGAACUGGACCAGUUUAGAACUGGACGUUGACCAGUAUCUGCCAAAACAAGGCCAAGGCAGCAGGGUACACCCACUUUAAGGUGAAUGCGAAGGAGGUUUGAAAGGGGGAGUGGCCUGCGGGCAGUUUCCUUCCUGAGAUGUCCCUCAGACAGGCCGACGGGAUGUCCCUUGCCCAGGCGCUGGCCAUGACUGUGGCAGAGAUCCCUGUCUUCCUCUACUCCACGUUUGGACAGUCCAUAUUCUCCCAGUUGAAGCUGAGUCCCAACCUGAAGAAGGUGCUGUUUGCCACAGCUCUGGGCAGCGUGGCUCUGGCGCUCACCGCCCACCAGAUGAAGAGGAGGGGGAGGAAGAGGAAGCAGGUCACGCAGAGCAAAGACGUGCAGAAGAAUGGGGCUGGGAUGCUUGAGAUGCCGAUGAGGACGGGCAGAACCUCGUCGCUUAAGAGAGGUCCGUUUCCUGGUCGUCCAAGCCCGAGCAUGCGCAGCAAUGACACCAUGAGUGGAAUCUCCUCUCUGGCGCCCAGCAAACACUCAAGCUCCUCCCACAGCCUGGCGUCGAUGCGGGCCCCUCUCUCUCCAAACCAUUCAGUGACCCCGGCGGCGCCGUGGGACGCGGAGCCCGUAGCGGAGGAGACCGGCUCAGCGGAGGACGCCAACGCAGAGAACCUGUACAUUAUGGGCAUGGAGCUGUUUGAGGAGGCCCUUCAGAAGUGGGAGCUGGCCCUGAACAUUCGCCACCACAGCCGCUCCUCCUCCAGUAACAGCCUGGCCCUGCAGGGGGCGGCGGCGUGCGCGGAGGUUCCUUUGCUUCAGGCCGAGGCCCGCCACAAAGGCUUUGCAGAGAAGUUGGAGACCCUCCUCCACCGGGCGUACCACCUGCAGGAGGACUUCGGCAGCUCCAUCCCUCCAGACAGCCUCCUGGCUGACUUCGAAAGCGAAGGUACCCUGAUCCUGCCUCGAAUCGAGAGCUCUCAGAGACAGGGCGAGGACGACACCACCACCAUCACCUCUGAUGACUCCUUCUUCUCGGCCGCAGAGCUGUUCGAUGCCAUGUCCCUGGAGGAGGCGUACCAGCCCUUGAAGCAAGCUGCUCUCUAUGAAGAGGCGCUGGGUCUAGUGCGGGAGGACAAGGUCAUCUUCCGCUCCCUCCGAACUGAACUGCUGGAGUGUUACGGUGACCAAGACUUCCUCGCAAAACUUCAUUGUGUGAGGCAAGCAUUCCAGGUUCUUCUAUUGGAUGGAACUCAACGCACGUUCUUCAUGGAGACGGGGAAACAGAUGAUCGCAGGCCUGAUGGUAAAAGCCAACAAGAGUCCAAAAGGUUUCCUGGAGAGCUACCAGGACAUGCUGCUGUACACCCAGAGAGAGGACACGUGGCCCAUCACCAAGAUGGAGCUGGAGGGCCGAGGGGUGGUGUGCAUGAACUUCUUUGACAUCGUGCUGGACUUCAUCCUGAUGGACGCCUUCGAGGACCUGGAGGAGCCGCCGUCCUCUGUGGUGGCCGUGCUGAGGAACCGCUGGCUCUCCGAGAGCUUCAAGGAGACGGCGCUGGCUACGGCUUGCUGGUCCGUCCUCAAAGCCAAGCGGCGGCUACUCAUGGUUCCUGACGGCUUUAUCUCUCACUUCUACGCCAUAUCGGAGCACGUGAGCCCGGUCCUCGCCUUCGGGUUCCUGGGGCCGAGGCAGCAGCUCAGAGAAGUGUGCACCAUCUUCAAGCAACAAAUUGUGCAGUACCUGAAGGACAUGUUUGACCACGACAAGGUGCGCUUCACCUCCGCCCCGUGCCUGGCCCAGGACAUCCUGAGCCUCUCCCACCGCCGCAGCGACAUCCUGCUGGGGUACCUCGGCAUCGACGGCCUCCAGGAGCUCAACGGAGCGCUGCCGGCCACAGACAGCUCCCCAGGGUCCUAGAGCCCGCCCGGUGGGGCCAGUGGACGCUGGGCCGCUACAUGUACAUAGGACUGAGGCUUUGAGAAGAAAAGAAAGAAAUGGACAACAGGCUGCUGUUUGUACAACGUCGUUUUAAUCCAAACUGAUGCAUCCGACUAUAGACCAAACCCGUCCCUCGGGUUUGUUUACGGUCAUACAAUACUGUAAUAAAAGAAAGACGUAAAAAAGGUUUUAAAUAAGAAAACGAUGAAGAUGAGGAGCCUGGACGUGCUGCACGGUGUCCAUGUUUCUCUACAAACUGUUUAUCAACAAGGAAGUCCCAAAAAUCGGUGUUUGAUUGAUUUAGAUUGUAUCUGAAACCUCUGAUCCUCAGUGGUCACCCUACCCCACUGCCGGAGCACUAUUUACAUUGCAUCAAGUGUAUGCUGCAUACCCCCCCCUGUGUCACAACUGGUGGCUUGUCCGUCACACCUCUAGUUUGAUCAGCGACCUGAAUGUUAUUUACUAUUUAUUCCAUUUCCCCUUGUGUUUAAGGGACACAUUUGUCCGUGGAGAAGUUCUAUAUUUGUAAUAAAGGCUUCGUCCUUGGUAAAAAUGUUUUUGAUAAUUUCCAAGUCAAUCAAACUUCAAUCAUUGAUAUUUCAACUGAUUAACUGUUAUAAUAUAUUGCAGCAAUGGAAAAACAUAAACCAAGUUGUUAAGGGAAAUAUAUGAUUGAAAUGUUGUGAUGCAUAUUUUUUUUCCAUAAAAGAAUCACUCACUAACUGAUUUUAUUCCACCCAUAUGUCCUGCCUGCUUUUUCUGUGGCCUCUUAACUGUUGGUAAAACGGCCUGCACUGAGAUUGCGGGGUAAAGAAACAUUUUAUUGUUACUGUCAGUGGAUCAGGUGUUCAACUAGUACUUUUCUCAGACUUUCCAAUGUUCUCUGUUCCAAUAUGUGCUUUGGCAGUAGCAUUCCCCAAGUCCCGGCUUAACCUUUUCUUAUAGAGAAUGGUCAUUCUCUUGGGGAGAUGGAAUUGGUCAGUUCUAUAACUCAUUUGUAAGUUAUGAUAAUGACAAUAGUUAAGUAUUCUAGUUACUUUUUAAGUGAGUGGGUACAUCAUAUCUCAGAAGUGCUUGUACAUAUGUAUGUCGUAGUGUGAUUCUAUUGGUUUAGAAAAUUUAAAGAAUACUUAGAAUUACUAUUUUCCCACACAAUGUAUUGCUACUUCCAACGAAAAAAUACUUGUUUACUACCUUGAACCGUUUAGGAGAAAGGUGGCAGAUUACAAACGGCCAUUUAUCUUGGUAGAACUAUCACGUCAGCUCGUCAGAUGCACAGAACAGGGCAUAAUAGUGUGAACUAAAAAGACUGAUUGGUACCAGAAAUGUUAUGAUACUGAAGGAAAGGAUUCCCUAACUGAAGAAUACAUUGUUGUAUUUCGAAAAUAUCUGGUCAACUUCCCAACUUUUCAACUACAUCUUCUUAAUAGGUUCAUUUAAAUGAUACUGCACUUGUAACCAUGAGGAGAUCUCUUGAAAACCAUUCUUCGUUUCUUAGAGUAAGCUUAUGGUGUCACCGCCCAAUUGUUGAUAACAAGUCAUUUGUGAUUGCAAGGUAUCCACGCUUGAAACUGAACGGUAACUAUGAGAACUUUAUAAUUAUGUAUUUGCUGAAAGACAAUUCCUGAAAAACUCAAGAAAUAAUCUUGACUCAUAAAUCCCAUAAACAGUUUCAUGAUUUUUACUUUUCA
Molecule: messenger RNA, 3802 nt
Organism: Gadus morhua (Atlantic cod)
Lineage: Eukaryota; Metazoa; Chordata; Actinopteri; Gadiformes; Gadidae
Gene: miga2
Product: mitoguardin 2
Exons: 16
Coding region: 318-2090 (590 amino acids)
Biological process (GO): mitochondrial fusion
Source: RefSeq, a predicted model, not a curated record